This is a messenger RNA of Maylandia zebra (zebra mbuna), 2495 nucleotides long. The record is from RefSeq and is a predicted model, not a curated record. NCBI's taxonomy places the organism in Eukaryota, Metazoa, Chordata, Actinopteri, Cichliformes, Cichlidae.
AUGCCUGCCCUGGCCACCGGAGCCGGCCAUGAGCCAGGUCUGUAUGAGCUGCUGGCGGCCCUGCCAUCCCAGCUGCAGCCUCAUGUCAACUGCUCUGAGGACAACACCUUCCUUCAGGAUAUGUUUGGAGAGAGAAGUCUCCACUCACUUGUUAAGAGCCUCCUGUCCGUCCACGACGCAGUUGCCCAAAAGAAGUAUGACCCCGAACUACCUCCGCUGCCUGAAGACAUCGAUGACGAUGAAGAUUCUGUGAAAAUUAUAAGAUUGGUCAAGAACAAGGAGCCACUGGGAGCAACAAUAAGACGUGAUGAGAGCACAGGUGCCAUCAUUGUGGCCCGGAUCAUGAAGGGAGGGCCAGCUGACAGAAGUGGUUUAAUUCAUGUAGGGGAUGAACUGAAGGAGGUCAAUGGAAUCCCUGUGGACGACAAGAAACCAGAGGAAAUCAUUCGUAUUCUGGCACAGUCACAAGGAGCCAUUACCUUUAAAGUUGUCCCUGGUGCAAAGGACGAGGCAUCUAUCAAGGAGCCACAGAUGUUUGUGAAGGUGCUCUUUGACUACGACCCAAAAGAUGACAACACCAUCCCAUGUAAGGAAGCUGGUUUGGCCUUCAAGAAGGGUUGCAUCCUACAGAUCAUGAGCCAAGAUGAUGCAACCUGGUGGCAGGCCAAACACGAGGGCGACACAAAUCCUCGUGCUGGCUUAAUACCAUCCAAACAGUUCCAGGAGAGGAGACUUGCAUUUCAGCAACCUGUUACGACUCUUUCAGUUCAACUCCUUAUCAUCACUGCCGGAAGAGAGAAUGAAGACAAACAGUAUUACAUGACUGCACCACAGACAUGUACCGCAGAUUGUGUAUCACUAGAUGAUGUGACAGUAGAGUUUGAGGAUGCUGAUUAUAGUGGUGGAUUUCACCUAGCUGGGUUCAGGAGAAGCUUUCGCCUCAGCAGGAGAGACAGAAAGACCACCAAGUCCAUGUACGAGGCGAAGAAGAGUGAAAUGUACGACAUGGCUGACGUGCCCACAUACGAGGAAGUCGUCCCGUACCGCAGGCAAAGGGGAGACAAACACAGGCUGGUGGUGCUAGUAGGACCCACAGGUGUCGGCUUGAGUGAACUGAAGAAGAAACUGUUGAUCUCUGACCCCCAGCACUUCAGUGUGACCAUUCCACACACCAGUCGACCCAAGAAGAACCAGGAGACCGAUGGUGUGGAUUACCACUUCAUCUCCAAGCAGCUCUUUGAGACGGACAUCCAAAACAACAAGUUCAUUGAGCAUGGCGAGUACAAAGGGAAUUUCUACGGCACAAGUCUGGACUCGAUACGUUCAAUCCUCUCAAAGAAGAAAGUGUGCCUGCUGGAUGUCCAGCCUCAUCUAAUAAAGCAUCUUCGAACAGCAGAGUUUAAACCUUUCGUUGUGUUCGUGAAGCCCCCGACCGUCGACAGACUGAGAGAGACCAGAAAGAAAACCCAAAUUAUAUCAGGCAAAGACGACAAGGACUCCACCAAACCCUUCACGGAGGAAGACUUUCAGGAGAUGGUGAACACGGCCCAGACAAUGGAGACUCAGUACAGCCAUCUCUUUGAGAUGGUUAUAGUCAACGACAACCUCGAUGUUGCCUUCAGCGAGCUGCAGUUGGCACUAAAGAAAGUGGAGACAGAGACGCACUGGAUUCCAGUCAGCUGGACUCACUCCUGAGAGACAUACUGACUGUAAAAGGAGAAAAGGGAAGCGCUUUGACAAAAAUAUGCAGGUUUUCUAUCUUUUUAAAAAAAUAUUUGCCAGGGACGGUGUUGGGAAGUAAAUCAGGAAUAAAACAGUGCCUGGCUGCUGUGUCGCCAUACCUGAACUGCAUCGAGCUAAAAAUAAGCUUCUGCCUGGGAUCAGGUUGGAUUUAGACCUCAGCUGUGGUCUGGAAGCUCCAGGUCUGACCAGAUGUGAUCAGGUUGUGGCUGCAGGCUUCUUUCCAGAAUCUAAGACUUUGACAUUGAUCAGGGUCUCAGUCUGGGUCACACAUCCAUGGCCACAACUUGGAGCGCCUUGGUCCAAACCGGAACGUGGAGCGAGCUUGGAGCAUCGUAGCACCAGCAGUCCUGCCAGCACAUCAGUAAACCGGCCAAACAGGACUCCUUUAGUGGUUUUAUAACAUUAGACCAUUAGAAACCAAAGGGAUUGAUGUAUUUCUUCUUCGUGGACAACUUACAUGUGUUUGUCUGUAAAAGAGCACAGCACCAGGGAAAGAGGAGAAAGGAAAACAUACUUGCCUUCUGUCUUACUAGACUUUUGUACAUCUAAAAUCUUCCAUGACUGUUAUUCCAAGCAAAACACUGUCAGGUACACUUUUGAGAAAGGGCAAUAAGUGUAAUUUUAUUUAAAAGAAAUUAAUAUAUUUUCUAAUAUCUGCUUGUAGUCCUUUUUAUGCAUUUUAUAUACAUUUAUGACUUUAAUAUGAUCUUAGCUGUAGCCAUCUCUGUGACAGCCUCUUUUUACUAGAAGCA